AUGGCCGACAUCGAAGCCUCCAAGCGCGCCGCGGCCAAGGCUGCUGUCGCAAACCACUACCCUAAGGACGCCCGCUGGGUCGGCAUUGGCAGCGGCACGACCAUCGUCUACGUCGUCGAGGCCAUCCAGGCCCUCGGUGUCGACACCUCUCUCACCCACUACGUGCCUACGGGCUACCAGUCACGCCAGCUGAUUGUCAGCGCUGGUCUGACUGCCGUCGAGUUUGACGCCAUCCCCCAGGGUACCGUGCUGGAUGUGGCCUUUGACGGCGCGGACGAGGUCGACGACGAGCUGAACUGCAUCAAGGGCGGCGGCGCAUGUCUUUUCCAGGAGAAGAUUGUAGCAAUGCAGGCCAAGGAGUUUAUCUGUGUUGCCGACUCGCGCAAGCUCCAGUCCCGCCUCCUCUCAAACUGGAAAUACGUCCCCAUCGAAGUCGCUCCCAUCGCCGCCUACCGCGUUAUCCGUAAGCUGACUGAACUCGGCGCCGUCAACCCUGUCCUCCGCCAAAACUUGAACGUCAAGGAGGGUCCUCUGAAGACCGAUCAGGGCUUCUUCCUCGUUGACGCGCCCUUCCCACCCAUGCUCACCAAGUCGGAUGUCCAGGCUGGCAAGGUUUCCGGCCAGAACGGCGCUUGGGAGGUGGGUGACCUUGCCCGGAGGAUCAAGGACAUUGCCGGUGUCCUGGAGGUGGGCAUUUUCUCCGGCCAGACUGGUCCCGAGGCUACUGCUGCUGGAGGUGUUGGUGGUCAGCGACCUGUUGCGGCGUACUUCGGUAUGCCUGAUGGGUCUGUGUCGGUCCGCAAGGCCACGUCCUAA
Penicillium cinerascens is the source of this 816-nucleotide messenger RNA. Its product is annotated as ribose-5-phosphate isomerase RKI1. NCBI's taxonomy places the organism in Eukaryota, Fungi, Ascomycota, Eurotiomycetes, Eurotiales, Aspergillaceae. The transcript has 2 exons. The record is from RefSeq and is a predicted model, not a curated record. Gene Ontology annotation, biological process: D-ribose metabolic process; pentose-phosphate shunt, non-oxidative branch. Bases 1 to 816 code for a protein of 271 amino acids. Gene Ontology annotation, cellular component: intracellular membrane-bounded organelle. Gene Ontology annotation, molecular function: ribose-5-phosphate isomerase activity.